Arctia plantaginis is the source of this 3018-nucleotide messenger RNA. The record is from the annotation of a GenBank genome assembly. Lineage: Eukaryota; Metazoa; Arthropoda; Insecta; Lepidoptera; Erebidae.
AUGGGCCGCGGCAGAGAUCGUAGUCGUGAUAGACGUCGGAGCCGAAGCCGUAGUAGAAGCCGCAGUAGAAGCCCGCGUUAUGGCUUGGGUUCAGGAGGCGGAGGAGGUUACGGGGGUGGUGGGCGUAGAAGCAAUCCCGGUGCAAAUUUACGUAAACCGAAAUGGGAUUUAAGCAGAUUGAAACCUUUUAAGAAAGAUUUUUACAUCCCUCACCCCGAUGUUGAAAAUAGAACCGACUCGGAAGUGGAAGCUUGGAGGAGUGAAAAUGAUAUCACCCUCAAAGGACGGAACAUUCCAAAGCCGACAUUGACGUUCGAUGAAGCUGGGUUUCCUGAUUAUGUUAUGGAUGAAAUUGAAAAAAUGGGAUUUUCUAAGCCAACUCCAAUUCAGGCUCAAGGUUGGCCUAUAGCGCUCAGUGGACACGAUAUGGUCGGAAUUGCAUCAACAGGUUCAGGAAAGACCCUGUCGUAUAUUUUACCUGCAAUUGUACACAUAAAUCAUCAACCAAAGUCUAGUAGGGGAGAUGGUCCCAUUGCUCUUGUACUCGCACCCACUAGAGAGUUAGCACAACAGAUACAAGAAGUUUGUGACAAAUUUGCUAAUACAUCAAAGAUACAUAAUACCUGUCUAUUUGGUGGAGCACCAAAAGGGCCACAAGCUAGAGAUUUGGAUGCAGGUGUGGAAAUUGUUAUUGCUACACCUGGUCGACUCUUAGACUUCCUAGAAAGUACCAGAACAAAUUUAAAAAGGUGUACUUAUUUGGUAUUAGACGAAGCUGAUAGAAUGUUGGAUAUGGGUUUUGAACCACAGAUUAGGAAAAUCAUUGAACAAAUUAGACCUGAUCGUCAAACACUCAUGUGGUCUGCAACAUGGCCUAGAGAAGUUCAGAGUUUGGCAGCUGAAUUUUUAAAGGAUUAUUUACAAAUCAAUGUUGGGUCACUAUCCUUAGCAGCUAAUCAUAAUAUUUUGCAAAUAAUAGAUGUUUGCAUGGAGUAUGAAAAGGAAACUAAGUUAAGUACACUUUUAAAAGAAAUAAUGGCAGAAAAAGAAAAUAAAACCAUAAUUUUUAUUGAGACUAAAAGACGUGUUGAUGAUAUUACCAGAAAAAUGAAAAGAGAUGGAUGGCCAGCAGUAUGUAUUCAUGGAGACAAGUCACAAAAUGAACGUGACUGGGUCCUUCAAGACUUUCGUAGUGGAAAAGCUCCCAUUUUAGUAGCUACUGAUGUCGCUGCAAGAGGCUUAGAUGUUGACGAUGUUAAGUUCGUCAUCAACUUUGAUUAUCCCAGCAACUCUGAAGAUUACGUGCAUCGUAUCGGAAGGACUGGGCGAACAAAUAAAACUGGAACAGCAUAUACAUUCUUUACUCCAUCCAAUGCCGCAAAAGCCGCAGAUUUGGUUUCUGUCUUGAAGGAAGCGAAGCAAGUAGUCAAUCCUAAAUUGCAAGAGCUAGCAGAACGUGGAGGUGGAGGAGGUCGACGACAUAGAGGACGCGGUGGCAGAUAUCGAAGAGGGGGACGUCGCUCUCGCUCACGCUCGCGAUCACGUCGCCGCCGUUCCCGUUCACGAUCUCGAUCACGUGACCGUCGGCGUCGACGUCACAGCUCCUCUAGAUCGUCGCGAAGCAGAUCAUCCAGGUCUUCUAGAAGUCGUUCGCGGUCCCGUUCCCGUUCGCGUAGCCGAUCUCGCUCAGGCAAGUGCAGCCCACAGAAGGAUAAUAAGGAUUCAGGCCUACAACAGGCGCCCCAAGCUCUUCUACCCACACCAAAACCCCUUCUACCCACACCUAUUGGUCCUCAACUUCCUUGUCAAGUUGGCAAAGGCCCUUCCACUCCUCCUACAGAUAAUUGUACCAAUCAAACAGAUAAAGUAGGUAUUUUGCCUAAUAAUAAUAAUUUAACCAAUAAUAUUAAUACAAGUUAUCCCCCACAAACUGGCCAAAUUCCUUCAUUGAUGGCUAUUAAUCCCCAAAUGAGCAUGUGUGCUCCGCCCCCUAUGAGUGGUCCGGGUUUUGCUAUGCCUCAGUUUUUUCCUGAUCAGUAUGGUAUGAUGCUACCUAACUUCUCUACACCACCAAUGCUUCCACCUGGUGCAUGGGCGGCGCCACCUCCUCCUCCACCUCCACCUCCACCCAACGAUUCUUCGACUAACGGGAAUCACGAGCAAAGGGGCCCUGGAUCAAAUGGCCACGAGUCAGAUUCCAGAAAACGCGGAGCUCGUACAGGCGGGCUCGGCAGCUCAGGCGGGCAUUCAUCCAGCCUAGGCGGGCUCGGCUCGAGCGGCGGCGUUCUCAGCUCAGCUGCUAGCUUAGGCUCUGGCGGUGGACUGGGCACAUACAGCGGCUUGGGCUCAGGCCCGUCUGGAAGCAGACUCGGCUCAGGUGGCGGGCUUGGCUCUGGCGGUGGACUAGGCUCGAGCGGCGGGCUAGGCUCAGGCGGUGGGCUCGGCUCGGGCGGUGGACUUGGCUCGGGCGGCGGGCUCGGCUCUGCGGGCGGGCUGUCUGACGCUCCGCCGCCACCCCGCUCGCGAGGUCGUGAUAGGCGACGCCGCGGAAGAGGACGGGAUUACGACGACUCAGAUUUGGGGUCUGGAGGUCUUGGGUCCUCUGGACUUGGACUCGGGUCCUCUGGACUUGGACUCGGGUCCGCCGGACUCGGUGGCCCCGACGGCAGCAGCUUUGGUCAACCUGGCAGUGGCUACAACCCUGGCGGUCUCGGCGUACCUCACGGGAGCCUAUUGCCGCGCAUGCUCCCUCAAAAUGGCGGCGAUGGCGUAGGACCACAGGGUGCGAAUUUUACCGCCUUUGGGUCUUAUGGGCCCAAAAACAAGCAGGAUUUCCAAAAAAAUGAAAACGGCCAGGGUUACAAUGAUACAAGCAAUAAAAUGGAAUAUUAUGGUCCACAAAACAUGGGUCCCGGGCGGCCUUACGCAGACGGUUUAGAUACGGCUGAUUCCAACGGUGCGCUGGCAAAUGGCUCCGUGGGGUACAAUAACGACCGCCAGAGGAAUCGCCGACGAUGA